CAGUACAUGAAAGUCUGGCAACUUAAAACUUUCGGGACUUUAGUGGGGGAUCCCCCACGAAAACAUGAACUUCUCAGAAAGAUACUCGAAAGAAACAGGAAAGGGUCAAAGUAUAGUUUGUAGUAUCGGGACUUGAAAUGGCGGAGAAACUACUCUGUUAACAAGAUAUGGCUCCUUCGGCCCAGUUUUGUACGUGGAAUUGAGUUCGUAUUUCGACCCCAGAUGCGACUGCUGUGGCGCGCGGUCGUUAACAGCCAAUCACGACCCCGAUGUAUUCUGCGUCCCGAGAAGCAGCCAGGAGACAGACUACUUAUCCGUCCUUAACCACCGAAACGGUUGAUGGGAAGUGUCGAGUUGGCAUCAAGUCUAUGCGCCCGACAAAGGGGCCAGCUCCGUAAUACUCAGCAUAGGCUUUCGAGGAUAGUUUGAAGACAUUCGAUUCGAGAUAUUAGCCGAAGCGACUGCGUCUUGUUUAUUUCAAGAUGGCGGCAAAGUUAUCAGUCAGUUUGCUUUGCUUCGCCGUGAUAGUAGCAAUUACGGUCCAGCCACCUGUGGUUGACUCACUACCCUUCAGCCUGGACAACGAACAUCCCAACGCGAGGCGCGUCUACGGAGCUGUCAGCCUGGAAGACGACAGCUCCGAGGUCGUGGUCCAGACUUUCGGAUGGGCUCAGGGAGGGGCGGGAUCAAGCUCGGAGGAGGAGGGAGGGCUCGGUAGCGUGGGGUCUAGUUCCAGUGUAGGCGGCAGUGCAGGGGGCGGUCCUCCGGGCCCACCGGUGGUUGAUCCCAACCCCGGACAGGGGACCGAUCUCACUCCUGGUCCGGACACUCCGGGUGGGGGUGGUGGUCCCGAGACAGAAGCCCCAAGUCCUCCUCCGUCACCUCAGUCCGCCACGAUGCCCCCCGUGUUGCCCCCCACGACACCCCGGCGAGGCGACGGGGGCUUCGGUGGGUCCAUCCCGAGGCGGGCCGGAGAGCAGCCAGACAAUGCCGGCCGUCGGCUGAUCCCCAAUCCCGUGCGGCCCUUGCCGCCGCCAAAGAUCAACAACAACAUUGCGGCCAUGUCAGAGGACAAGGAGAAACCCAUCCUCCGGAACCGACUUGGUGUGCCACUGGGGGCGCUCCUGACAGUGGUCGUGAUUGGAGGAAUAGUCGUAGUUCUGGCAGUGGGAGGCGUGGCUUAUUUCGUGUCAACCAGAGUAAGGAUCUCUUGAGAAGCUGGUAGAAUGAGAACAAUCAUAACAAUUUUGGACUGGUGACAUCGACUUGGAAAAAUAAUGAUAUGAAGUUGGUGGAUGAAUGAAAAAAAAGUUGGUGGAUGUUGUUGACCAAAAGCAGACCUAUACUAUCCGGGGACUUAGGCCUGCCCUUUCCAUUUGAAGUCUAUCCACAUGAAAUUUAAUUAUCCAAUAAUAAGUCCGCCUUUUGUAAUCAAUUUAUUUGACAAUUCCCAUUUUACUAACUUUUUUUAAGGGAAUCUUUUGAAUUUAUGUCAAUAAAAGUGUAUAAAUAACUCAAGUAAAAAAGUUCAAAAAAUGUAUAGUGUAAAAAUGUUUAAAUAUUCAUGUUUUCUGAAUAUAAUCAGGUCUUUUGCUUCCAUGUACAUACUUAAUUUAAGAGAAAGGCUUGUGUUUAGUGAUUGGGUUAUUAUAAUGUGCUUGAGCAUCAUUUUUUAAACUUACCUGGUUUUGUGAUGAAUAUAUCACUAACUGGAAAAACAUCCAAAUUUCAAGAUGUACGACAGUUCUUUUCGUUGUAUGCCAGUUACAAGCAUGUAAAAUAAAGUAAAUAAAAAAGUUUUUAAAAGAUAUACAGUGUAAACUUUGGCUUUUGUUGACAGAAGCAAAACUGGCAAUGGCCGAGUUUGUAAUUACAUGUACCUGGGAACAGUAAUUUCCGAAUAAUUUCGAAAGCUUCACUGGAAGGGCUGUUUACAAUUGAGGUUGGUCUGUUAAUUCGCAGUGUUAAGGGAUGAACUAAAGAUGUCCCAGAUGCAUCGCCCCAGUGUGCACGUUGUCCCGUGUACGAAUAUAAAUAAAUCCGAAUUCGGCGUUGGGUGCAACGUUUCAAACGUGUGCCGAACCAGGAUUUUAUCUACUGCUAUGGACUCUUUAUCGAUUUUUUUACAAAGAAUAAUUUACUCAAAGAGAUAUGUGCUGGAUUUUUCUUUUCCUACAUCGAAUUUUUGGUGUAGUAAUUCUUUCAAGAAAUAGAUUUCGACCAUUUUAAUAAAACUAAUUUAACCGACUUUACUUUUGUUUAUGUAUGAUGAUGUGCUCUCCGCAGCGAGCAAAAGCUUGCC
Acanthaster planci (crown-of-thorns starfish) is the source of this 2302-nucleotide messenger RNA. RefSeq lists its product as uncharacterized. NCBI's taxonomy places the organism in Eukaryota, Metazoa, Echinodermata, Asteroidea, Valvatida, Acanthasteridae. The record is from RefSeq and is a predicted model, not a curated record.